AUGUCGUCGCCAAACGAGAAAAUGGAUGUCGACCAAUCACCUCAGCAUCGCUCAACCAAAAGCUCGAACAGGUCACCGUCCCGGGAAGACAGAGAUAGGGACAGAGACAGAAAGGAACGUCGUCGGGACAGAGGAGACGAUGAUAGAAGGCGGCGGAGCAGAAGUCGAGACAAGUACAGUGACCGAAGCCAUCGCGACAGGGAUCGUUCUCGGGAUCGUCUGAGGGACAAGGACAGGUCCGACCGGGACAGGGAUCGUGACCGCCGUCGAGACAGGGAUAGAGAUAGUGAUAGAGGCCAUCGCAGCUCCCAUAGCGGUCGUGACCGAGACUAUGAUCGUGACCGGGACAGGGACAGGGAUAGAGACGACAAAGACAGAGAUCGCCGUCGUAAGCGGGGUGACGACGACUACUCUGACAGAGGUGGAGACGACCGCGCAAAGCGAAAGCGCUCCGACGAUGAUGACGAACAGCCUCAGCCACCCAACGGUGCACCCCCACCGCCGCCGCCUGCACGGGACAGCCCUCGUCCUUCCGACCGCAGAAAUGGUCGGGACGACUACGACGCCUCUCCGCGAUACAGGGACCGUGACCGCGACCGCCGUGACAGACGUCGACGGGAUUACGACGACAGGGACAGGAGCAGACGAACCAGGAGUCCUAUGCCACCUCGAAGGCGACACUCUCCCAUCUAUACCGGUCCUCCUCCUGAUGAUUACAACCCAGAUGAGCCCAAAGACGAUGACUCCGAAGCCCGUUCUGUCUUCGUUUCACAGCUUGCCGCUCGGUUGACCGCGAGGGAUCUAGGUUAUUUCUUCGAAGACAAGCUCGGAGAAGGUACAGUCAUGGAUGCAAGGAUCGUAACUGACCGUCUCUCUCGUCGUUCUAAAGGAAUUGGAUACGUUGAGUUCCGCUCCAUUGAUCUUGUGGAAAAAGCCAUAGCUCUGUCAGGAACUAUCGUCAUGGGCCUACCUAUCAAUGUUCAAUUAACCGAGUCGGAAAGGAACAAGAGCCAUGCUGGCGAUGGGAGUCUCCACCUUCCUCCAGGAGUCACAGCAUCUGGCGCCAUUCUUUACGUUGGGUCCCUACACUUUAACCUCACAGAAUCGGAUAUCAAACAGGUCUUUGAGCCUUUCGGAGAAUUGGAAUUCGUGGACUUGCACAAGGAUCCUAUGACCGGUAGAAGCAAAGGCUAUGCGUUUGUCCAGUACAAGAGGGCUGAAGACGCACGCAUGGCCUUGGAGCAAAUGGAAGGCUUCGAACUCGCUGGGCGAACUUUGCGUGUCAAUACCGUGCACGAAAAGGGAUCUGUUCGAUAUACCCAAACUGAUUCUUUGGAUGAUUCAGGGGGUGCUAACUUGAACGCUGCUUCCCGUCAAGCGCUGAUGCAGAAACUUGCUAGGACUGAGCAACCCGUGGUACCAGCAGAGCCAGUUAAACCCAUUAUCCCUCAAGCUAUGCAGUCCAGAUCGGUGCUCCUCAAGAACAUGUUUAACCCUGAAGAGGAAACGGAACAGAACUGGGAUAAAGACUUGGCGGAUGAUGUUAAAGGCGAGUGCGAAAACAAGUAUGGCAAGGUCCUUGCUAUCAAAGUUGAAAAGGACUCUCAGGGAGAAAUUUACGUCAAAUUUGACACCGUUGACACUGCUAAAUCAGCUGUUCAGGGUCUCAACGGUCGUUGGUUUGGAGGACGUCAAAUAUCUGCCAACUUCAUCUCGGAUGCGAUCAUGGCAGCCCACCAGUAGGGUUCCAAGCAAUUCCUGGGCAUCCGAUGCUCGACAUCCCGCCAUAAUACUGAAUUACUUUGGAAUGUUUUGCAGAUCACUACAUUAAACAGUUUCUUUUCUAUUAUGCAUGCGUCGAUUACUUGGACAGAUCCCCUUACCCAAAUUUCGGACGAUUCUUCCCCUCCAGAAGCCAGGUCAA
Coprinopsis cinerea okayama7#130 is the source of this 1924-nucleotide messenger RNA. RefSeq lists its product as hypothetical. Bases 1 to 1743 code for a protein of 580 amino acids. NCBI's taxonomy places the organism in Eukaryota, Fungi, Basidiomycota, Agaricomycetes, Agaricales, Psathyrellaceae. Gene Ontology annotation, cellular component: nucleus. Gene Ontology annotation, biological process: mRNA processing. The record is from RefSeq and is a predicted model, not a curated record. Gene Ontology annotation, molecular function: RNA binding. The transcript is spliced from 12 exons.